Molecule: messenger RNA, 984 nt
Organism: Epithele typhae
Lineage: Eukaryota; Fungi; Basidiomycota; Agaricomycetes; Polyporales; Epitheliaceae
Product: NAD-P-binding protein
Exons: 4
Coding region: 1-984 (327 amino acids)
Molecular function (GO): oxidoreductase activity
Source: RefSeq, a predicted model, not a curated record
AUGGCACAGAAACCUCUCGUCCUCAUCCUCGGGCCGGCAGGUCACACCGGCGACAGCAUCGUUGAAGGCCUGUUGGAAUCCGGGAACUACCGAGUCGCCGGCCUCGUCCGCCCUUCAUCCCUCACAAAGCCGUCCACCGAGAAGCUACGACAGCGUGGCGUCGAAAUCCGUGCAGGGGACCUCAAAGACAGCAUGGCCGACCUCAAGAAGCACCUCGAGGGCGUCGACAUCGUCGUCAGCUGCAUCCUCGCCAUGGUCGUCCUCGACCAGAAGGACCUCAUCCGCGCGGCGAAGGAAGUGGGCGUGAAGCGCUUCAUCCCCUGCGACUGGGCCACACCUGGCCAGCGCGGGAUCCGUCCCAUGGGCGACAUGAAAGGCGAAAUCCGCGACUUCAUCGUCGAUAUCGGCCUCCCACACACCUUCAUCGACGUCGGCUGGUGGAUGCAGCUCUUCCUUCCGCUCCCCGCACGCAGCAAGCGCGAACCGGAGGUGCACGCCCGCGUCAACACCGAGUACGCGGGCGGGACGACGCCGACCGCGCUGACUGAUCUCCGGACCAUUGGCCGAUGGGUCGCGCGCAUCAUCGCAGACCCCCGCACGCUGAACCACCCGGUCCUCAUCUGUGAGGAUGAGCGCACGCAAAAGGACGCGUUCGAGAUCGGGUGCAGGCUGAGCGGAGAGGCGGAAUCUCUGGCUGCGAAGCGGAUAUCUAUAUCUGCGGAAGAGAUCGAGUCGCGGUUCAUCAAGUUCAAGGCUGCGUCGGAGGCGUCGGAGAACCCGAUGGCGUGGGAGAUCCUCUAUCCGUACUGGACGAUGGCCUACGUGAAGAGUAUAUACGUGAUGGGCGAGAAUUCGAUUGCAAGUGCUAAGAAGAUUGGGUACCUCGACGCGCAAGCACUGUAUCCCGACAUGACGCGGACGACGCUCGAGAGCUUCGCGGAGUGGUUCUACGCGUUGGAGGAACCCGCGUACGCUCAUUUCUAG